GUCUGAGCAAUAGAUUUGAUUCUGUUUUGACUGUUGAAAGAUGCAGCUGCACAGCCACUAUGGAGUUUCUAAAUAUGUCCUCUAUGCUUGUCUUUCACUUCCACACUCCAACUGUGCUCACUAUGACUACAACUGAACAACCUAAAUAAAAAAAACUGGAACUCUCUGCACAACUGUCAUUCUGAACUCUAAUGCACUCUACUUGAUGAAGAAGAACCUUUAACCUGAAGAACUAGUCUUCAGUUGACUGAAUCUGUUUAAUUUAAGCAGACGUUACCUAUUGUACAACAUUGUUAAAAAAAGCUUCACACUUUGUGAUUCUGUCCAGGUUUCAGAGCUCACAGCUCAUUAUCAUACGUAACCAAGCCAUAAGCCUUUGUGUGGUCGAGCACCAAAAGCAGGGUUUGCCUCCUCAGUUUCUGCACGGUCAUGUGACUUCCUGCUUUGUGCGCUUCAUUCGGUUGCAGCAGUCUGCAUCUUAGCCCUUCUGUGAUCUGACUGUGGCUGUGACAGCACAGCGACAACGAUACUCGCUCACAAAAAAAAAAAAAAAGAGGGCCGCUUUCUCAGCAUUUUGUCCGGAGAGAUCUGAGGAUCACUGAGGAAGAGGAUGCUGAGGCGAAAGCCUUCAAAUGCCUCAGAGAAGGAGCAGGUGCAGAAGAAGAAGCUCACCUUGCAGAGGUCCAGCAGCUUCAAGGACUUCAUAAAAAACAAACCCACGUCUCCUGUUUCAGCAGACAAGGAGUUCGCCUUAGAAGAGAGUGUGGCAGAAAAUGGGACGGCAGAGGAAUCAGCGAAAAGCGGCAGCAAACUGGGGAAGAAAUGGCGCAACGUGAUCUCACGUACAAUGACUCGCAAAACAUCCAAGAUGGUUCAGAAGGCUCUGGCUGAGGAGGGGGGGGAGAGCGGUGAGGAAUUGUCCCCCGUCUCCACCGACUGGGUCCCAGAUCUGUGUGCAGGACAGAGGACCUCUGUGUGCUCGACGGGCUCAGAGGACACCACGCCCAGCCCCAUCAGCCGCCAGCUGUCUGCCAGCAGUGACAGGCAGAGUCUGGACAGCGGCUACAGCCAGAGGGACAGCAUGAGACUGGAGGAGAGCGGCGUCUCCUACAACGGCCCGUUCUGCGGCCGUGCUGUGGUCCACACUGACUUCACGCCGAGUCCCUACGAUGUGGAGUCUCUGAAGCUCCAAAAAGGAGACAUCAUCCACAUCAUAGACAAACCUCCCGUGGGCACCUGGACCGGGAAGCUCAACAACAAAGUGGGCUCCUUUAAGUUCAUCUACGUCACACUCCUCUCAGAUGAAAGCCCUCAGGCCAGGAAGAGACACAGCAAAAGCCAGAAAUUCAAAACCACGCCCAAAACCCUGGAGGAGGUCCUGGUCACCAUCGGCCUGACGGAACUGAGUUCGGUCCUGUCCAUGCACGGUUUCCAGAGUUUGGAAGACUUUGCCGGACUGAGGGAGUCCCACCUGAAUGAACUGAACAUCACAGACCCAGACAAGUGCUCCAAGAUCCUAAACGCCAUCGAGAUGCUGAGAGACUCUGACGAGGAGUCAGAACCAGAAAAAGAGGAGGAGGAGCCAAGGGACAAAUCCAGGGAGGAACCAAGGGAUUCGGGCUGCUUCGAGAGCUCAGAGAACCUGGAGGGUGGGCGAGAGGAUCCAAAAUCAGAAGAAAAAGUGGACCAGGAAACCGGAAAACAUGAGGCGGAAUCAGAGGAAAAGGAGAAUCAAACUCAGGAGGUAGACGCUGUGCAGGAGCAGCUCCAAGAGCUCACAGUGGAUGAAGGACCAUGAAAUGCAACGGAAGAAGGCUCCUCCAUCACUGCGUUCAAAGACUGGGGAUUUCUUUUCAUGAGGUUGACUGUUUGAGGCUGACAGACUGAACAAACACGAUGGUUUCCAAUAAACAGCCAAACAUGCAACUGUCACAUUUACUAGCUCUGUUUUUUUUAAACAAACUUAUUCUAAAAAACAAUGCUUUUCUUUUGAAAGGCACAAUUUCAACAUUUGAGGAUUUGUCUCAUGUAUGUAGCUUGGUCCUGUAUUUCAAUGCUUAUCAAAAGAAUGUAAAAUAUUUUUAUGUUUCUCAUGCAACUUGAGUAAGUCGUGUUAAACCGAUGUCUAUUUGUUAUUACCAGGAAGUGUUGUAAAUACAUGUUAAAAUAAAAAUAAUUGAGUAAAAU
Messenger RNA from Oryzias melastigma (Indian medaka), 2187 nucleotides. RefSeq names its product SAM and SH3 domain containing 3 (gene sash3). NCBI's taxonomy places the organism in Eukaryota, Metazoa, Chordata, Actinopteri, Beloniformes, Adrianichthyidae. Bases 611 to 1798 code for a protein of 395 amino acids. Gene Ontology annotation, molecular function: protein binding. The record is from RefSeq and is a predicted model, not a curated record. The transcript has 8 exons.